GGGUGAGGGUGAGGGCGAGGGCGAGGGUGUCUGUACGUACACCGAGAGAGAAUCGAUCUAAAACUAGGAGUCGCCGCAGUAACCGCUGGGAGGAAGCCACUGUUACAAUUUGCCCCCAUAUGCGCUAGUGAAAUCUUAGAUCGGGUAAUUGUACGGAGAGAGAGCAGCUAGAAUGAGGUGUUCCCGCGAGGUGGUCGUUCGCGUUCGGCCCGCGCGUUGAUUCGAGCUCGCGCGAUACGCCACGCCGAUAUCCGUGCUGAUACAGUGCGGAAAUCCACCGAACGAACCGAACUCAGUGCCGAGGCUGACCGAAAAGAGAGUAACGGAGAGGAAGCGACGGAUGUCUAUAUAGGGAGAGGGAGAGAGAAAGAGGGAGAAUCGCGAGGAGCGCGCCACAGAGAUAGACGGAACUACUACAAGGGAAAGAGAGAAAGAGGAACAAGCCAAGAUAGAGGGAGAGGGAGAGAUACGCGUACACGUAGAAAGAGAAAGAGAGGAAAAGAAAGAUAGAGGGAGAGGGAGAUCGAGAGCGCGAGAAGGACAGGAAGGAAGAGAGAAAGGGAAAGAGAAACGGUGUCGCAUCGCAAGGUGUUUCGGUGUACGGUGCACGAGACGGAGAAACGGUCGCGAGAAGAUCACGAGAGAGGGUUGGGUGAAAAUCGGAGAAAAUCGAGCAAGAAGAAAAGAAGCAGAGAGAGGAGAAAGACGGGAAAAAGACGUGUGAAUACGAGAGAAAUUCGAGAGAAAAACGGGACGAGGAAGAGAAAGAGAGAGAAAGAGAGAGAAGAAACGGAGAGAGGGAGAGAGAAAGAGAGAGAGAGAGAAAGAGAGAGAGCGCAAGCAAGGGUGGGCGGACAGUAGUGCACGAGAGCAUCCCGUCGCCACGAUAAUGCGACGUGCAGCUUCUUUACUCGUUCCUUCUGAAUAAGUGCUUGCUGGGACGGUCCCUUACCUGCAGGGAUAUGACGUAAUGGCAAGAGAGGAGUUACGGACCAAGAGACCUUUUAAGAUAUGGGACAGUUGGCGUAACGUAAGAAAGGGACUGUGUGUUAGCAAUUUCGAGGAACUGAUACACCAGGGUAAGGAGAAACUGGGCGUGCCACAGAGCGAGAAUGUAUCCGUAGUGUUGGAAUCGGACGGUACACAAGUGGAGGACGGGGAAUACUUCAAGACCCUAGCGAAUAACACGAUCCUAUUGUUGCUAAGGCAUGGUGAACGUUGGUGUCCAACUGGAGUCGACAUCAUACGCGCUGCGAUUUCGGCCAUACCUAAAAUAGUCUGCGAAACGAUCCACGCCCUGGAGCUACACGAUGAGACACCCUCGUGGAAGAUCAUGGACAAUAAAGGACGAGUCACGGUGGUGCUACACUGGGAUCAGCGUUCAUCCACGUCUCAGGCCCAGCAACAGCAGAAAGGUCAAGACGUGCAGACCUCCAAGUAUUCGCCGACUAAGAAAACCGAUCUGAGUCAGCGGCCACCACUGGUCAUCCAGACAAGCCUGGACAAGCUCAACUACGCGGGGAAGCUGGGACAUCUGACGGCCGAGGUCGGCCCCAGCCGUUACACCAGCCCCCACAUCACUGUGAUAAAUCAUGACGACAUGUGUCGCGAGGUUUCCAAAAUGGAAUUCGAUUUCAAUUGUAUUCACUUCACGUUCCCUGGACAUCCAUGGACACAGAUGAUCCAUCAUCACCACAAUCAUCACCAGGAGCACGACAGCUCUGAGUCCGAGACCGAGAACACGAUCAUGGAGGACGAGAUCGUCACCUCGGAGAAAUUUUUACUGCUCAUCGACCAGCUCACCGUAGACCAGAAGCACUUAAGCAUCAAGGACAUAGGGAUCAUCUUGGAGAGGCUCAGCUCGAAGAUACUGGACGUGGAGCGGCUCGACAGGGAGAGCGAGAGCGAGGAGUGUUACAACUGGACGAUCAAGGCUAUCAUUAGGGGAGACGUGUUGAGGGAGCUAGGGGUUAUUUACAACGGGAAUUACUACGCGAUCUCGGAACACCCCGGAUACAAGGAGGAGUCCGAGGAGAAUAACGAGGAUAACGAGGAGGAGGAGGAGGAUAGACUUUAAUAUGAUGCUGUUUUACUAGAUAGAUAGAUAGUUAGAUAGAUAGAUAGAUAGUUAGUUAGAUAGAUAGAUAGAUAGAUAGAUUAUACACCUAUUAAUGGUUAUUAUUAAUAAUAAGUAUAUAUCGAGCUGCGGGGAGGGGGCUUAAAAAGAUAAAGAUUCGAAGAGAGAUUUGAAGAAGGGUUUUUGGAAGGAUUGAGGAAAAGAGAGAGAGAGAGAGAGAGAGAGAAAGAACAAAUAUUUAAUAGUCGAAUUUGUUAUAAUUGUGUAUGGAUUUCCGAAUGGAGGUCGGAGGAGGAUUGGAGGAUAAACGAAACGGUGAUUUUUUUUCAAAAUGUUUUCAUAAUAAAACAAAGGAAUGCGUCAUAAUAAAAGAUACCAAAAAAAAAAUAAUAAUAAUAAAAAUAAAAAUAAUAAUAAUAAUAAUAAUAAAAUAAAUAAAUAAAUAAAUCAUACGAUACCUUAUUAAACUUAGUUCUAAAGACGGUUGUUGAAAUAUGUACUUAUUAAAUAGUAUGUAUACUUGUAGGAAACAUUUUUGGGAUUACGGACAUUGAUUCCGUAACCGUCCACAACACUGCCCUAUCUAAAAAAAAAAAAAAAAAAAAAAAAAAAAAAAAAA
Molecule: messenger RNA, 2696 nt
Organism: Apis dorsata (giant honeybee)
Lineage: Eukaryota; Metazoa; Arthropoda; Insecta; Hymenoptera; Apidae
Gene: Drep2
Exons: 6
Coding region: 971-2077 (368 amino acids)
Biological process (GO): regulation of apoptotic process; apoptotic process
Source: RefSeq, a predicted model, not a curated record